Messenger RNA from Cyprinodon variegatus (sheepshead minnow), 11954 nucleotides. It is a transcript of the gene pkhd1l1.1, whose product is annotated as polycystic kidney and hepatic disease 1 (autosomal recessive)-like 1. The record is from RefSeq and is a predicted model, not a curated record. The coding region runs from base 153 to 11633 and encodes 3826 amino acids. The transcript has 69 exons. NCBI's taxonomy places the organism in Eukaryota, Metazoa, Chordata, Actinopteri, Cyprinodontiformes, Cyprinodontidae.
GCUGCGGUUAUUUCUGUCUCAUCCUUUCAUCAGCAGGUGAGAUUCAAACGAUGGAAAAUUUUCCCUGAUACUUUUCUAGAUAAUUUCUCAUUAUUCAGUUACAGUGCAGGACGUCCAGGUGGAGAAGCAGGGAAAUCUGAGAAACGUCCAGGAUGGAGUCCCAGUGGAGGCUGACGGCUCUCCUCCUCACCCUCUGCUGCUGCUGCUGCUGUGCUCAGAGGGUCGGGUGGGUCUCUCCUCAUGUGGGAAGCACGGCGGGAGCAACGAGGCUCACCAUCAUGGGAGACGGCUUUGCUCAGGAACGUCAGUUCCAGUUAAAUCCUAAAGAUGACCAGUUUGGCAAUCAGGUGACUCUGGUAUCGGACACGCUGUCGGUCCCCUGCGAUGUGGAAAGGGACUCCACGCACGCCAACCAGAUCCUGUGUUACACCAGAGCGAUGCCACAGGAUCAGUAUGUGGUCCAUGUCAGCGUGGAUGGGGUUCCCAUUGCUGACGCCAACAUCUGCAACGGCAAUUACAAAAGUUACCAUUGCAGCUUCUACACCCAAUGGUGGCGAACUCCAACCAUUUACUCCCUGAGUCCAGUCACCGGCCUUCCAGGAACUCUGGUCACGAUUCGGGGGCGGAUCUACUCCGACGUCUACGGAAGCAACACAGACCUGAGCUCCAACGGCCACGACGUCAGGUUUCUGAGGUCUUACAUGGGAGGGAUGCCCUGCGAGCUGCUGAAGCCUAACUCAGAUGAACUGUACAACCUGCAGCUGGACUCUGAAUCCUCCGACUGGGGCUACAUGAGCUGCAUGAUGACGGGGACUUAUGUUGGUCAUCACAACAUGAGCUACAUCCUGGACGGUUAUUAUGGAAGGAGCCAACCAGAGAAGAACCUGUACUGGAUCUCAUCUCUGUCCAAACUCUCCAUGUUCCAAACGUUUGCAGAGGUGACCGGAGUCUCUCCAUCCAAAGGCAGCAUCAUGGGGGGAACUCUGCUGACGAUCCACGGACGCUUCUUCGACCAGACCGACGAACCCGCCAGAGUUCUCAGAGACUUACAUUUAGCUUUGUCCGCCGUUCUUGCAGGUGGGCGAGGACUGAAGAUGGAAGUGUGGAGCAACAAACGGCCAAGUUCCUUGGAUGAAAUCUGGAGCUACAACGAGAACACAACGGGUUACUGGUCACAGUGGAUCGACUCGCUGCCUUACAGCUUUCCUAAUGAAUACGACCUGUUUGCCACUCGAACCAGAGGCUUCUUUGUGCCUGCGGUCAGCGGAAACUUCAACAUAUACCUGCACUGUGAUGACCGCUGUGAUCUGUACCUCAGCAACUCCAGUCGGCCGGAAGACAAGGUGAAAGUUGCUUUUCAGCCAAGAUAUGUCAGAGACUACUUCCAGCUGGAGUCCCAAAGAUCUGAAGUGAUUUUUCUGGAGAAAGGAAAACCAUACUACCUGGAGCUUCUGCAGCACGAAUACGGCGGCCUUGCUAAUCUCAACAUCGGCUUGUUCCACGAAGAAAGUUCCUUCACAGAAGACCAGUCAGAUGAUGCUGUCAACGAAGUCCAGAACAUUGUCGCUAAAUACGAAGCGCUUGAUGAAAAGCAGGUGCUCACCUUUGACAACUGGCCCUCGGGGGCCCCAUCAGUCAGGGAGGUGCAGAAGGUCAGCAUCAGUAGCGGCUGUGCCACCCAUCUAUGUGGAAGCACCUUCUUCCAGCUGAGCUACGGAAGCGCCCAAACCGGACCACUUCCUGUGAGCACCUCAGCAGAGGAGCUGGAAGCAGCUUUGAACAACCUGUGGUCCAUCAAACCCGACACUGUUGAGGUCAGCAAACAGGAGGACGGUCAGGGGUCUCACUACACCAUCACCUUCAACUCUGACAGAGGUGACUUUGAGGCUCUUGACUUUGAGGUUUUGAGCUCAGACACCAACAUCUCUGUUUCUGAGGUCACCAAAGGUCAGAGCAACAUGGCGACCUUCACUGUGAGCUGGGCCGGGGUUCCUACGGCGCCUAUCGCCUUCAACGCCACCGAGUCUGAGGUGCAGGCGGCCCUGGAGGACCUGAUGAAACCUGACUGUCCUUCUGAAGUUCUGACCACCGAAGGCCUGAACGUGAAAUACUUCAAUGACUUUGAAAACUCUGAGUUCACAGGAGCUCAGAGCGGGACUCCUGAGGGCAACUCUGGCUUCUGUGGGUUCUGGUCUCUGAAGAACGCCGGCCAUCUUUUCAGGGAGUCCUUCACCAAAGAGUCAGGAGAGCAGUACGGACCGCUGCCCCUGGACCAGCACCCCACGCUCUGCUUCGCCUACAAAGGGCCGCUGAGGGAUGAACUUGGGCUGAAGUUCACCUACAGCGACAGCAGCGGUCAGACUCAGUCAGAAAACACCAGAAUUCCCGCUUUGCUCAAAAGCAAGGACAGAUGGAGCUAUGGGUGCCUGGACCUUCUGAGCGCUCUGCAGACAGCGUUCCUGGGCAGCAGGUUCAGCCUGCAGGAGCUUUAUCUCUACGGCGACCAACCUGGUGCUGAUUACUACGUGGAUGUGGUUCACAUCGGGAAGACUCCAACCACCAUGGAUGUAAACGCCGUUCCCCUCAGGAGAAGACCUCCCCCGUUCGAGAGCUCUGGGAGGUCCAUCGAAGCGUUCUCAGUCACCAAACUGCAAACUGCACCUUCACAGAUCACAUACGAAAUCACCGCCACGCCGCUGGAUUGUGCGUUUGGUUUCCCGCUAAUGGAGAUCGGCUUCAUGCAGAUGUCUAACCGCAGCGAGGACGCCGCAGAGUUCGUUACCGGAGGCACCGCCAUCUCCGUCACCCGCCCCCAGAGCGCCACGCCCCCUCUUAGCGGCACAUUUGACGUGGAGAUUUACGGAGGCCGAGCUGAAGGUCUGCCUGUGAACAUCAGCAGGGAGGACCUGAAGUACGCUCUGGAGGGAAUCCCAGAGAUGGGCCAGGUGGAGGUGCAGGAAGUGGGGAGCUGCAGACGUCCCAAGUGGAGGGUCACCUGGCUGAACAGACCUGGAGCCCAGCCACUGAUGAAGGUCGACGACUCGUCGGUUGUUGGUAAUAAUGUCAACUUUGAGGUUCAGGAGAAAACAAAGGGAGGACAGUUGAUCCGAGGCCUGACUGGAGACUUUUUCCGGGUUUGGGAAGAAGAACCGCAGGUGGAGCUCUACAUUAACGGCAUUCCCUCCAACUGCUCAGGGAACUGCAGCUUUCAGUGGUCUGAGGAGGAAACUCCAGUGGUGACUGGAAUCAGUCCGUCACAAGGAUCCGACGGACUGGGAACCCUGCUCACCAUCACUGGGACCGGAUUCAGACUGGGAAAUGCUUCCAUCAUGGUGGGAAACUCCUGGUGCGCCGUUCAGCAGGUCACAGCUUCCACUCAGGUGUGCAGAGUGGGCGGAGCCAGUGCAGGUACCUACCCGGUGUCUGUGAACUUCCCCUCUCUGGGCGACGCGCGCUACGCUGACGACGGCGUCCUCUACUUCACCUACCAGCUCAUCGUAGCCUCCUUCUCUCCGCAGUCUGGAAGUGUUGCAGGUGGCACCGUGCUGACCGUCAAAGGCUUUGGCCUCAGUCAGAACGCCACAGUUACCGUCGGCGGCGAAGGAUGUGAGCUGAUCCAUGCGACCGCCACCGAGCUGAAAUGCAGAACGCCAGCAGGAGCUGUGGGAUCGCAGGUCGUCAUGGUGACGGUGGGAAACAUGAGUCAGACCGCCGACACCUCCUUCACCUACGAUAAUAACCUGACCCCUCAGAUCUCUGGCCUGAGUCCUCUGACUGCGUCUGUGACAGGAGAUCAACUUCUCAUCAUCCAGGGUUCUAACCUGGGAGGCCAAGAUAACGACAGCCUGGUUCUGGUCGGAGAGAAGGAGUGUGUCGCCGCGCUGUGGACGGAGACGCAGAUCAGCUGCCGUCUUCCUGUGAUGCCACCUGGUGUUUACAGGGUGGAUGUGCAGGUCGGGAACAGAGGCUUCCCCCAAACCAGGUACAGAGUGACGGUUGGCGGCGCUCCCUGUCAGGUGACCAACAGCUCCCAGUCGGAGCUCAGCUGCCGCCUAAGCCCCGCCUCCACGCUCCCCAUCGGCGUGGCUCUCUCUGUAUCAGUCAGAGUGAAGAACCUGGGCGGCGCUCUGGUCGCCAUCGCUGCCGAGUUCAGUCGGCGCUUCGUGGUGCUGCCGGUGGUGGAGUCGGUGUCUCCCGCUGUGGGCAGCACCACCGGACUCACCAGGCUGCUGAUCAGCGGCUCUGGGUUCUCUGAAGGCAGCGUGGCGGCGGCAGGCGUGACCUGCAGCAUCGUGAUGGUGAACUACACGCACAUCCUGUGUGACACGGCUGCGUCCCAGCAGCGCUCCGGAGACGUCGUGUUCCGCAGCGGCCUGAUCCAAAGCUCUUGCCGCUCAGACUGCUCCUUCCAGUUCUCCUCCUCCGUUACUCCCACCAUCAGCAGCAUCUCCCCGGACAGCAUCAGCGGUCAGACAGACGUGGUCGUCUCGGGCUCCGGGUUCGGCGGCAUCAUAGACGACGUGUCCGUCUCUAUCGGCGCCACGGAGCUGGAAGUGAUGGCUGUGAGCGGCGAGAACGUGACAGCGAGGGUCCACGCCCUGCCGGCAGGAGACCACCCUGUGAGAGUGGUUGUGAGGAGCAGAGGUCUCGCUUCGGGUCAGGUCACCCUGAGCAGCCGCGCGCUGGCCGCCCUGCAUCCUGCCGUAGGCAGCGUGGCCGGGGGAACGCCGCUCACCCUCACAGGGAACGGCUUUGCUCCGGGGAACACCAGCGUGACGGUGGACGGGGAACCCUGCAGGAUCCAGGAGGAGAGUCCCGGUCGGCUCCUCUGUCUGACGCCUCCUCACGGCGAGGAGCAGGUGGCCGUCAGGAUCCAGGUGUUGGGCGUGGAUUAUCCUCCGCUCAGCUUCAACUACUCUGCAGGCCACACCCCCAUCAUCAGCGCCAUCAGCCCCCCCACCGGUCCGAGCGGAACCGUCGUCACGCUCACCGGAUCAGGAUUCGGUUCUGACUCGCAGCUCCUCUCCGUCACCAUGGACGGCGCUGCCUGCGAGGUGUUGUCCGUCUCCGACGCUCAGGUCCGCUGCACGACGGGAAGCAACCCGGGCGGCGGCUAUCCGGUCGUCCUGCAUCACCGGGUCAAAGGUCACGCCCAGUCAGAGGUCCGCUUCACGUACCAACUGACGCUCAGCAGCGUCCAGCCUAACCAGGGGAGUUUUGGAGGCGGAGCUUUGCUGUCCAUCCUUGGUUCUGGGUUCGAUCCGAUCAACUCCACGGUUCUCAUCUGUGACCAGGAGUGUCCUGUUGUCCGGGAAACGUCCACGUCCACCAAGCUGUACUGCCAGUCUCCACUCAACAACGCCUCUCAGUCGGACCUCAGCUGCCUGGUUUCUGUCAUCAACCCGUUAGACGCCGUCAACAUCUCAGAGGGCUUCACCUACCGAUCGGCUCUGACUCCCGUCAUCACUGAGGUGGCGCCGCGACGGGGAGGCACCGCUGGUGGCACGCGGCUCACCAUCAGCGGCUCCGGUUUCAGCACCAGUGUGAAUGAAGUCAACGUGACGAUCGCCGGCUCGCCGUGCGACGUCCAGUCCUCCAACAGCACACACAUCGUCUGUGUGACCAACGCUCAGAGCCGGUCUCAGGAGACCAAGGUCAGGGUCAGCGUUGGAGACCGCGGCGUCGCCAAGAUGGAUAACGCAGACUUCUUCUACAUCGACGUGUGGUCGUCCAGGUUCACCUGGGGGGGGCAGUCUCCCCCUGAGAAGGGCUCGUUCGCCGUCAUCAGCGAAGGCCAGACCAUCCUGCUGGACACCAGCACGCCGGUGCUGAAAAUGCUCCUCAUUCAGGGAGGAACUCUGGUGUUCGACGAGGCCGACUUGGAACUGCAGGCAGAAAACAUCCUGAUCACCGAUGGAGGGCGGCUCCAGAUCGGUCAGGAGGGGGCGCCAUUCCAGCACAAAGCCAUCAUCACCCUCCAUGGAAACCUGCGCUCACCUGAACUACCUGUUUACGGAGCAAAGACGCUGGCUGUCAGGGAGGGCAUCUUAGAUCUUCACGGUGUUCCUGUUCCCGUCCCAUGGACACAUUUAGCCCAGACCGCUACAAGUGGCGCCAUCACGCUGACUCUGAUGAAGGCAGUGACAUGGAAACCUGGAGAUGAGAUCGUGAUCGCCUCCACCGGCCACAGGCACAGCCAGAGAGAGAACGAAGUCAGAACGAUCGCCUCGGUGUCAGCCAACGGAAAAACUCUCACACUGACCGAGCCGCUGACAUUCACCCACCUGGGAGUAUCGGUCACGCUGCCCGACGGCACCACGUUUGAGGGCAGAGCCGAGGUGGGACUCCUCACCAGGAACAUCGUGGUCCGAGGCUCCCAGAACCUAGAGUGGAGUGACGAGAUCGAAGCCUGUCCUGACGGCUUCGACACAGGUGAAUUUGCCACUCAGACGUGUUUCCAAGGCCGCUUCGGAGAGGAAAUGGGCAGCGAUCAGUUUGGUGGUUGCAUCAUGUUCCACGCUCCCAGGCCGGGGGAGAACCUCGCCAUGGGAAGACUGGAAUACGUGGAGAUCUUCCACGCCGGUCAGGCCUUCAGGCUCGGCCGGUAUCCCAUCCACUGGCAUCUGAUGGGAGACAUCAACUACAAGUCGUAUGUCCGAGGCUGCGCCAUCCAUCAGACCUUCAACAGGGCCGUAACCAUCCACGACACCCACCGGCUGCUGGUGGAGCACAACGUCAUCUACGACAUCAUGGGCGGAGCGUUCUUCAUCGAGGACGGCAUCGAGACAGAGAACAUCCUGCAGUACAACCUGGCUGUGUUCGUCAAGCAGAGCACCAGCCUCCUGAAUGAUGACGUCACCCCUGCUGCCUACUGGGUCACCAAUCCCAACAACAUCAUCCGACACAACGCCGCAGCAGGAGGGACCCACUUUGGGUUCUGGUACCGCAUGCACGACCACCCCGACGGCCCGUCCUACGACCCAAACAUCUGCCAGAAGAGGGUUCCUCUGGGCGAGUUCUCCAACAACACGGUGCACUCCCAGGGCUGGUUCGGACUCUGGAUCUUCCAAGAAUUCUACCCCAUGAAGGAUGGAGGCUGCACUUCCAAGACUCCAGAGCCCGCCGUCUUCCACUCCCUCACCACCUGGAACUGUGAGAAAGGCGCCGAGUGGGUCAACGUGGGCGCAGUGCAGUUCAACCGCUUCGUCAUGGUCAACAACGAGAAGGCCGGCAUUGAAGCCAAGCGCAUCUACCGCUGGGCAGUGAGCGGCUUCGGGGAGGAUGGGGGGGCCACCGUGUCCAACAGCACCAUCGUGGCCCACGUGGACGAGCUGGGACUGGGGCCUGAGUACUGCACGCACCGGGGCGUCAUCACGCCUUUCGACGACGGCUUGAGUGUCCUCAACACUCGAUUCAUCAACUUUGACCGGAGCAACUGCUCGGCCAUCGGAGUGACGUCCAUCGUGGGGACGUGUACAGACCGCUGCGGCGGCUGGGCCGUCAGGUUCAGCGGCAUCCAGUACUGGAGCUCCCCCAACAAGGCCGGAUUCAGGUGGGAGCACGAAGUCCAGCUGGUGGAUGCUGACGGCUCCCUCACAGGUAAUAUGAACCAUAAAGUGGUGCCGAUGAGCAGCUUGCUGGACCCGGCCCACUGUUCCCUGAGUGCCGAGUGGAGCGUCGGUUUUCCAGGAGCCGUCUGCGAUCACACCGUCAGCUUCCAUCGUCUGGCUUUCAACAACCCCACUCCGACCUCUCUGAAGGCCAAAGAUGUCAUCCUGACCAACUCUCACGGCACCAGUGUGGUUCCCUUCCUGAAGAAGAGGAUGACCCAUAAGUUUGGCUGGAUGGCCCUGCUGCCGUCUGGACAGACGUACAACUGGUUCUUCAACAACGCCGACCAGAUCACCAACAUCACCUACGAUGCCAAGUUCUACGGCUUCAAGUCGGAUCAGUUCGUCAUCAUCAGGCACAACUUCACCCAGAGUCCUGACAGCUUCCGCAUCAUCGAUGACAGGAACGGCUCGUCGACGCCGCUGAGCUUCAGCGACAACAACAACGGAGACUGGUUCUUCAACAAGACCACCAAUGACCUCUUCUACCUCGGAUCCGUUGAUUGUUCCUCAGGGAAGUGGAUUGUUCUGGACGCCGACACUCCGUCCCUCAACAAGCUAACCGUCAUCGGGGUCCUGGAGGUUCCCGACACCUUGAACAGAACCGUAGUGAUAGAUGCUGUUUACAUCUUGGUCCAGGGCGGCAGGCUGCUCGCCGGAUGGGAACACGAGCCGUUCCAAGGAGAGCUGCAGAUCCGACUCAGAGGGAACCACAACACUCCGGACUGGGUGCUGCCCAACGGACCCAACCAGGGAUCCAAGGUUCUGGGCGUGUUUGGAACUCUGGACCUGUACGGACAGCCUCCCAACGUUUACCACACCAAGCUCGCCGCCACCGCCGCAGCUGGGUCCAUGACGCUGGUUCUGACGCAGCCCGUGGACUGGAAGGUGGGAGAUCAGGUGGCCGUCUCCACCACAAGCUACAGCGCCUCAGAGACAGAAAAACACCGGAUCUCCGCCGUGUCGGCCGACGGCCUCAUCCUGACCCUGAGCCAACCUCUGAGCCACACUCACGUCGGUGGAACCCACUCCGUGUCAGGAACAUCCUUCUCCUACACGCUGGCUGCAGACGUUGGUCUCCUGAGCAGGAACAUCCGGAUCAUCGGUGAGGAGUAUCCGGCCAUGAUGGCGGAGUCCUUCGGGGCCCGGCUGCUGGUCGGAACCUUCUCCAGUCAGGGAAUCAGCUAUAAAGGAAAAGCUCAGAUCCGGAACGUGGAAUUCUUCCGCUCCGGCCAGGAAGGCUGGACCGACUCUUACGACCCCCGCUACUCCGUGGCGUUCCUGAACCUGGGAGAGGUUUCCGGGAACGACUCAUACAUCCAGGGAUGUGCCUUCCAUGACGGCUUUUCUCCUGCCGUCGGAGUCUUUGGGACCUCAGGCCUGAAUGUCGACGACAACGUCAUCCAUCACACCGUGGGAGAAGGCAUCCGUGUCUGGGGCGACAGGAUCACGCUGAGGAGGAACCUGGUGAUGAUGUCACUGUGGCCUGGAUCGUAUCAGGACAGAGAGGAACCCUUCAACUUCGAUUGGAACGCAGCCAUUGAGGUGAACCAGGGGACCAACGUGGUGCUGCAGCAUAACAUCGUGGCGGGUUACGAGAGGGUGGCGUACCGCAUCGACGGAGAACCCUGCCCAGGUUUCCCGAACCCUAACGAGGCCUGGAUCCAGAACGAGGCGCACGGCGGGCUGUACGGAGUUUACCUCAACAAGGAUGGACUGCCCGGAUGCAGCUUCAUCCGAGGAUUCUUCGUCUGGAAAACCUUCGAUUUCGCCAUCUACUUCCAGGUCACCAUGGACGUGGUCAUUUCCAACGUGACGCUGGUGGAUAACGGGAUGGGCAUCAUGCCCCUCAUCUACGGUCCUCCUUCUCUCUCACAUGCAUACGCAGAUAAAACUGUGGACGUUCAGAAUUCCCUGAUUGUUGGCAGCAGUCCAGACUUCAACUGUUCGGAAACGCUGAGCUCCGACGACUUCAACGUCGCCUCCUCAUCGUCACACCGAGCUCCCAGGCCUCCUCAAGGAGGCCGAUCUGGAAUCUGCUGGCCGAACUUCCAGUCGGGUCACAACACGGCGCCCGGUAAACCCCACCACCUCAACAUGAACUACAACGCCAUCAAAGGCCUCAUGAGGGUCACAGGCACGACGCUGGUUGGCUUCCGUGAUGUCUGCUCCGGGCAGAAGAACGUCAUGUUCAUCACCAACCCCCUGAACGAGGACCUGCAGCACCCGGUGCACGUUUCAGCCAUGAGGAUGGUGGACAGCACCGAGGAUGCCAAGGUGUUUAUUCACAGGCCGGAUGUGGGCAAAGCCAAUCCAGCCGACUGCGUGGACAUGGACUGUGAUGCCAAGAAGAAGACCCUGCUGAGGGACUUGGACGGGUCCUUCCUGGGAGCUCCGGGAACCGUGGUGCCCCAGUCCGAGUACGAGUGGGGAGGAGAUCCCAGGAGGGGAUUGGGCGACUAUCGCAUCCCCAAAGUCAUGCUGACGUUCCCGAACGGCAGCCGGAUCCCUGUGGAGCAGGUUGCUCCUCACAAAGGUGUGAUCAGGAAGAACUGCACCUACAUGAGCUCCUGGCAGAGCUACGAGUGCUUCGGCCUCAACUACAGGAUGGUGGUGAUCGAGAGUCUGGACUCGGACACAGAGACCCGUCGUCUGUCUCCUGUGGCUGUCCUCGGAGACGGCUAUGUGGAUCUGAUUAACGGGCCUCAGGAUCACGGCUGGUGCGCCGGGUACACGUGCCAGGAGCGAGUGUCUCUGUUCCACAGCAUCAUGGCCACUGGACACGCCUUCGAGGUCUACUUCACCAGCGUCAGCCCACAGAAGCUCCGCCUCAUGAUGCUGAACUCCGACCCGGCUGAGAGCGUCCUGGUCUCCGUGUUCUACUCCAACCCUCAGCAGCUGGACGUCUACGUGGAAAACAGGCUGGUUCCUCCGACCAACGCUGUGUGGAACGACGACAGAACCGACUACGUCCUGAAGGAGCCGACAUUCAGAGAUGAGUUCGUGCCUCUGAUGAACGCCUCCAUGGGAUCCAACUACUUCGACCAGGACUACAAGCUGCUGAAGGUCCUGCUGAGAGGCUCCACGCCGGUGGAGAUCAGGACGUCUCCGCUUAUCGUCGUGGCCUUCAACAUGCCCGCCCUCACCGAGGACGAGUUCUUCGGUCAAAACCUGAUCCAGAACCUGGCCACGUUCCUCAAAGUUCCCCCCAGCAUGAUCCGCAUCACCAAGAUCAUCAGGGAGGAUGGCGGCGCGCGGCGCAGGAAGAGGUCCACGGGCCUAACGGUGGAGGUGCAGAUCAAAAAGCCCCCACUUCAGCAGACCGGCAACAACAGCACCGAUGAGGAAGACUUCGCGCUGCUGAGGAGCAUCGCCGAUGAUCUGGGUCAGGCGGCGGUUUCUGGGAACCUCAGUCAGUCCAUCGGCUACAACGUCUCCUCCAUCGGCAUCAUCCCGCCUCCUCCUUCAUCUUCAGACCCCACCUGGAGCCAGGUGGCAGCAGAGGAAGUGUCCAGAGAAGAACCGAAGGCGAGCUACAUGUCGAGCGUGUCGCGCCUGCUGCUGGUGGAGGACCCGAUAGCCGGAGAGUUCGUGGGGCCGCUGCUCCAGCAGCCGCGUCUCAUGGCGGUGGACGAGCAGGGUAACUGUGUGUCUGUGGGCGUGACCACGCUCACCGUGAGCGCCAGCCUGAAGAACGGCAGCGGAGAUCCGGUGGGCGGACUGGAAGGAAACACCACCAUCCUGUUCAGCGGCUGCUGGGCCAACUUCAGCGACCUCUCCAUCCUGAACAGCGGGGAGAACCUGACGAUGGUCUUCACUCUGAAGGACUGGGGCGCCCAAUCCAGAUCUUUCUCUGUGAAGAACGUCCCCACCACGGAGAGCCCCCCCACCACGGAGAGCCCCCCCACCACGGACGACGACAGCGUGUUCAGUUCCAGCGCUGCCUUGCCUGUAGGCAGCCUGUGUCUGAUCAGCAUCAUCUAUGAGGCGGCCUGCUGCUCCACCAUUAUCCCGCUCUGUUAGCUUGUGCUCUACUCCGGUUCUUCUGGCUUUGAUUGGACGGUGGAGGUUAUCUAAAGAUGAGGGGGGGGGGGGUUCUGAUCCAGUCUGUGGUCAGUAAGGCUCCAGGGAUCUUGGUCACCAGUUUUUUUAAGCUUUCUACGGUUCUUUUAAUGUUUUUCUUCAGAUUUCGGCUCCUAUUACCUGAUUUUUACAGCAUUUUGUAAAAUAUUUGCCAAUUUAAAAUGAAGGAAUGAAAUAAUUCUGAGAUUAAACUGACCUCAAAGAAAAUGAAGUUUUAAACUUUGGCACUUUAACUGAUGGUUUCACAUUAAAUAUACUUUA